AUGUCCGACGAUGACUCUCUAGUAGAUCUGAUUGACAGAGAGGCUGUUUUCAAUGCGUUGAACCAGGCGUUUGACAAAAUUGAUCGAAGCUUCGCUACGAAGCUGCAAACUAGAGACAAGAAACAGCAUGUCUUUCUAGACCGGGAGAAUAAGAGAUUAGAGGCGCAAGUGCUAGCCUUGCAGCAAGAGACCUCGGCUUUGAGGAAGAAAAUCCAAGAACUUUCAGCAGCCCAUCAGGCAACUGAUCAGAAUCAUGAGGCUGCUGUCAAACAUCGCCAGGCUGAGCUCGCAGGAAAGCGUUCUUACGGCUUAAGUGAAGAUGGUGAUGCCUACAGAACACCAACCGCCCAACAGUUACCUACCAGAUAUGCUCGGCAUUCGUCGCUCGAUCCAAGACCCGAUGCAGCCACGGAUUACGAACGCCUGAAAGAACGUUACACGCUUUUGAGAGCAGCUAACAAACUGCUCAAAAAAGAAGUAAGGGAAUCGCAGGACAAGGAGGAGAAGUGGUGGCACUAUGCCGAGGUUCUCGAAAAAGAACUUGGGAUACAUGGGAUCAACGAGCAGACCGCGCGACGGUUCGAGAUCGCAACAGAGGCUAUGAAAAAGUCUCGGGCGGAAAGGCGGACUCGGAAAGCUGCUGCUAUAUUGAAUCAAUCCACCGGUAUACCAGCAGAGAUACGCUCUGAGCGUACCGCUGCCGGACCCAGCGCAAAUUCCAGCUUCAACUUAAAUACGGAUCUCAUCGUCCCACAUGAGCCUAGUGGUGAUAAUGUGCCCUCAAGGUCAUUUCAAGUUGGCGCUGCUCAGCCAUUGAUGACAAGGCAACCUUCUCCAAGAUCUGAAGCGCCAACAGAGGAAGGAUCAGACCAAGACGAGGAGCUUAGCCUACCACCACAUUCAAGUGACCAAACUCCUAAGGCACACAACACCACAAAUAUUAAACAAGAGCCUUCGUCGGACCCUCCCGUCUUCCUUUCGGCGCGGCCAGUGAAGAAGCGAAAACUUGCUGGGGACGACCCGAACAGAAUGAGUACGCCCUCGCGCCGCGCAGUCAAGGAUGAGGUCGACCAAGACGAUCCUGCCACGUAUCUCAGGAAAGUGGCCGCGUUACGAAAGUCUCCUCAGGAAAGCUUUGACCUUGAUGAUAGAAUCACGGAGAUGCCAACCCCCAAAAAAUCCAGGUUUUACACCACAGCCGAUGACAACAAUGUCGCCAACAGACCAGCUUCCACUAUGGUUGAAGCAGAUCAAAACGAAGCUCCUUGCUACCCGGUUUCUGGCCAUACGCCAAAGCAACCAGUUAUUCAUGAUGAGAGGCCGUCCUCUGACGAUGCUGAGAAGGGACGUGAUAGCUCACCUUUUGGAUAUCAGCCGCUUGGUGCGCUCCUCAACACACCAGCAGAAGAGAGAGCCAAAACGAAUACAUUCGUCCUGAAACCUGCUGCUCGCCGAGAAUUGGAGGAUCGAGAUAGUCGCAGACCUGCCAAGGAAAUGAGCCGGGGCAGUAAACGGAAAGCAGAUGGCGAUACUGAGAACUACCAAUCACCAAAGCCCGCGCCAAGCCUCCUCGCACCGUCGGCUCAAACACCUAAGCAGCGUUUGUCACCGGGCGUCGUGACUCCUGGGAAGUUGAAAGCCGAAGCAGUUGCCUUGGCUCCUGCUUCUCACACUACAGCUCGGAAGCCAUUGGCAGAUCGCUCCACCAAUAUUCAGCCCCGAGGCCGAGGUGCUCCUCUUCGCUCUUUACCUGUCGAUUCGCUGCUACUUACCGACUUCAGGAUCAAUCCAGCCACGAACGACAACAAAGACUUUGCAUUCGAUGAAGUUGUUCGGCAUAAGGAUGACCGAGCCAAGAUGACCGGCUGUACAGACCCUCGAUGUCCCAGGGCAAAAGACAUGCACGCCAUGGUAUUGGCCGAGGUUGCCCACCUGACGAAGGAGCAUGGAGAGAGGUUUUAUGAAACUCCAGAGGGGGUUGCUCUGGUUGAGAAAUAUCUGGGGGAUGACGCUGGCCGCAUACCAAAGAUGGACGUUUCUCAACGCAGGACACUCUGGACGCGGGCCCGACUCCAGCAACAGGCCAAUAUUUACGGCAGAUGUAGGCACCGCUUUGAUCGUGCCAACACUCCCGAACAGUACUGGGAUACGGGGUUUCCCAACACACAAGAUCAGGAGAGAGACAGAGAGGAGGGGCGUAUGAUGGACAGGUGGAUGGUGGAGGUGAGACGCCGUGAAGCCAUGAAGAAGGGGGGCAGGUGGUUGUUCAAGGAUGAGUAUCCAUCCGAAACCGGUAAAAGGCGUCGUGUGUAA
Molecule: messenger RNA, 2313 nt
Organism: Pyricularia pennisetigena
Lineage: Eukaryota; Fungi; Ascomycota; Sordariomycetes; Magnaporthales; Pyriculariaceae
Exons: 2
Coding region: 1-2313 (770 amino acids)
Biological process (GO): DNA repair
Source: RefSeq, a predicted model, not a curated record